AUGCGGUCGAUGGAGCGAGAUCGCGACGAGAUGGCCGAGACCGACAGCGACGCGGGCGCGUCGCCGCCCGCGCCGCCGGAAGUCGCCACCGCGCCGUCGGCGCCGUCGGCGGCCACGUGCGCGGCCAUCAAGGAGGUCAAGGCGAUGCGGGUGGCCGAGUUGCGCGCGUCGCUCUCGGCGCGUGGCCUGCCCACCGACGGCCUCAAGCCGGUGCUCCUCGCCCGGCUGCUCGGCGCGUAUGGCCUUGAGGCCGAGGCGCCGCCACCGACGGAGGCGCCGGCAGAGGCGCCGGCGGCCGGUGCGAUGGGCGCGGAGGCGACCGCGAGCGCUCGUGGCGCGCAGGAGGUUGGAAUGGAGCAGGGCCCCAAGGGUGGUGGGGCCGCGGAGCCGCUCGGCGACAGCAACGGGCGCGCAAAGGGCUCGCUGGGCAUGGGCCGCGCCACGCGCCCCUCCACGCGCCAGACGCGCAAGGAGAAUGAGCCGCGCAUGAUCUGA
Molecule: messenger RNA, 495 nt
Organism: Emiliania huxleyi CCMP1516
Lineage: Eukaryota; Haptophyta; Isochrysidales; Noelaerhabdaceae
Exons: 1
Coding region: 1-495 (164 amino acids)
Source: RefSeq, a predicted model, not a curated record